GCUUGAUUUGAUUGCAGAAUGGAGUUCGCGAUUGACAACAUCUUCCGGCCGAUGCGACACUUGUUCACUCGGACGGUGGGCUACAUCCUGUUCUGCGAAUCCUACAUCCGGGCGCUCGAAUCGGAGGCUAGAUGGCUGAAGAGCCAGCGCGACGACGUGACGAGAGAGGUGCGCUCGGCGGAGAGGCAGGGAAUGGAGGCGACCAACCAGGUGAGCCACUGGCUGGAAGCCGUUGCCUCGCUAUUGCUCCGCGCCAGUGGGAUCGUCGCCGAGUUCCCUGGAGGGGACGGAGCGGCGGCGGGGCUUGGCCUGCGUGCAGCCUACCGGCUGAGCAAGCGUGCCGACCAGGCGCACGCCGAAGCCGUCUCCCUGGUGGAGCAAAGAUCCACCUUCCACAAGGUGGCAGACGCGCCCGUGUUCGCCUGCACCGAGGUGCUCCCGACGGCGACCCCGUCGAUUGGCCUUGACGCUCUCAUCGCGCGUGUCGCGAAUACCUUCCAGGAGAACAGCACCAGCAUUAUCGGCAUCUACGGCACGGCCGGCGUCGGGAAGACCACCCUGAUGCACCACUUCAACAACACCUUCCUGUCGGCGUCCGCGGCGUCCAUGGACAUUCACCUCGUCAUCUACGUGGAAGUCACGGAGCGUUACAGCGCGGAAAGCGCGGGCACCGUCCAGUCGGUCCAGAAGGCCAUCGGCUCCCGUCUAGGCCUCCGGUGGGAGGACGGGAAGAGCACCAAGGAGAGGGCGCUCGCCCUGUGCACGUAUCUCCACAGGUGGAACUUCGUGCUCCUCCUGGACGACGUGUGGGAGCCCCUUAACCUCGCCGAGCUCGGAGUCCCCGUGCCCGGCCGGCAAGGCAAGAGCAAGGUCCUGCUGACGACGCGGCUUGAGCACGUGUGCGACCAGAUGGACGUGUCGAGCAAGAUCAAGGUGGAGUGCCUGUCCGCGGGCGAUUCGUGGGAGCUGUUCAAGAACAAGGUGGGCAACGCACUCGGCAAUAGCAGGGAGAUCCAGCAGCUUGCCCAGGUGAUGGCGUCGCGGUGCGGCGGCCUGCCACUUGGUCUCAUCACGGUUGCACGGGCCAUGGCGUGCAAGAGGGUAACGCAGGAGUGGGAGCAUAGCAUGGCGGCGCUCAAUUUGGCUCCAUGGCAGCUCGACGGCGUCGAGGCAAACCUCCUCAUCAGCUUGAAGCGGAGCUACGACAGGUUACGGGACGACAGCCUCAGGAUCUGCCUCCUGUAUUGUUCUCUGUUCUCAGGAGAGACGUCCAAGGAAUUACUUGUCGAGAGCUUCAUUGGAGAAGGAUUUGUGAGCGAUGUUUCCGCCGAUGACAUGGAUGAUCUCUACAACAAGGGCUAUUACAUGCUUGGUGUUCUAGUGACCUCCUCUCUGCUGGAAGCAGCCGGUGACCACCAUGUCACCAUGCAUCCCAUGGUGCGAGCCAUGGCCUUGUGGAUAGUUGCAGAUUGCGGCAGGAUUGAGAAUAAGUGGAUAGUUCGAGCAGGUCUUGGCGCCGCGCCGCGGGUGGAUAAAUGGACAGGCGCUGAGAGGGUGUCACUGAUACGUACCGACAUCCACGAGCUGAACGACGCGCCGACAUGCUCUAUUCUGAGAACGUUGCUGCUCCAGAGCAAUCGGUUGCUGGGGAGGAUAUGCCACGACUUCUUCAGCUUCAUGCCGUGUCUCAGGUUGCUGGACCUAUCGGAUACGCGGAUCACCGCACUGCCGUCCGAGAUCAACCUGCUGGUCACUCUGCAAUACCUCCGCCUCAAUAACACGAUUAUUCGGUCCUUGCCCGCUGGAAUCGGAGCCCUGGUGAACCUGCGCUUCUUGCUGCUGUCCAAUGUGCCCGUCCAAACCAUUGCGGCCGGCGUGCUAAACCCACUCACCGCGCUGCAGGUCCUGUGCAUGGACCACUGCUGGAGCAGCUGGAUGGACGUCGGGAGCUGUGAUCCCGAGUCAGGUGACUCGAGAAAACGGAGGCGGCACGACCUCAGGCAACGCGUCAACCUGCGUGAACUCGAGAGCCUGAGAAGCCUGCAGAUGCUUGACAUAUCCGUGCAAACGCUCCACUCUCUGGAGAAGCUCUCGCAGUCUCCCCAUCUCGCGGAGCACUUGCGGAAUCUGCAUGUCCAGGACUGCAGCGACUUGCUGAGCCUCCUGUUUUCGCCCUCCAGCCUCUGGAGGCACAUGAGCAGGUUGAAGGGCAUCAGUAUCAGUGACUGCUGCAACCUGGAGAAUGUCCUUAUCACCGGAGGUGGAUACAACGCCGAGGAGCCAUCGUCGCUUGAUCGCACCGUCAGCAUGAUGCGUUACAGGGUGCCCGAUGAGUAUGUGGACGUUGACAACGUGUUUCGUCCAAGGACUAGCCAGUCACUGGACACGGACCGUCGCAAGCCCGUCCGGCUGCUCCCUUCUCUCCAAAGUAUCAUCCUUCGCAAGCUCCCAAAGGCCAAGAUUGUCUGGCAGGGCGGCGGCCUGGAACAUUUAUCAUCCUUGAGCAUUUCAUCCUGCAGUGGACUUGAGCACCUUAUAUCCUGCAGCGCGGAAGGGUUGAGCCAUGGAUCGUGUACGGUGUUUCCAAGCCUCAAGGAGUUAGAGUUGCACGACUUGCCAAAUAUGAGAAGCAUAGGCCCUGAGUACGUCGCAGUGAAUUUCCCAAGCUUGGCGAGCCUCAAAGUAGUCAGAUGCAGCAGGCUUAAGAAGCUGAAUCUCGUGGCAGGAUGCCUGAAAGAACUCCAGUGUACACAGUCAUGGUGGAACACGCUAGUAUGGGAGGACGAGAAUCUGAAGUCGGUUUUCUUGCCUUCCGUGAAACCAUUAGCAUAACCUCCUCAAGAACAAUCCCUCACUUUAGGUAGCGUUCGAAACAGAUCUGGUGAAGAAGCUGUGAACUGAUCUGAGCUGCUUGUAUUGGUCGGCAGCUACUGAUGGAUGGUUCAGUCUGGACUGAAUGGACCAGUUCAAUUAACAGUAAUACCAGCGACAGCGAGGUUGACAAGGAAUAGAUAGUACUUGCUCCAUUUUUA
This is a messenger RNA of Oryza brachyantha (malo sina), 3032 nucleotides long. Its product is annotated as disease resistance protein RPS2-like. The transcript has a single exon. Gene Ontology annotation, molecular function: ADP binding. Lineage: Eukaryota; Viridiplantae; Streptophyta; Magnoliopsida; Poales; Poaceae. The record is from RefSeq and is a predicted model, not a curated record. The coding region runs from base 19 to 2832 and encodes 937 amino acids.